AUGAGUGACCUAUCAUCCCCUACCGCUGCUGCGGAGAAGAAGACGCAACAAGACACACACGCCAACGCGCCACCGCCAACAUCCACAUUACCCCCUUCCGAGCCAUCGACCUCCGCCCUCACCGCCACAGAUGCCGAAGCCGCCUCGACAUCACCACCCGAGCCGCUCGAGGGCCUGGGUCCCGCCUCCGAGCUACCCAUCGGAGCCCCGAUUGCCUCCACCCUCACCGCAUCUCCCGCCCUCGCCAUCACCCUCAUGCUCACCACCGGCGCGAGACAUCCCUACCGAAUCGACGAGAAAUACCUCAAGAACCGCAAGGUGGAGGCAGAGGCGCAAGACGGCACCUUUGACCCGAGGGAGAUCAGCGCGUACCAGCUGAAAGAGUUGAUCUGGACGGACUGGAGAUCGGAGUGGGAGCCGCGACCCGCAAGUCCGAGUAGCAUUCGCUUGAUUAUUCUAGGCCGUUUGCUGGAGGACAAGAGCCCCUUGAAAGACUUCCCAUUCAAACUCGACAACCCUAAUGUUGUGCACAUGACGGUGAAGCCCGCGGACUUCUUGGACGAUGAUGAACCGGGGGCAAAGGGAACGGGCAAAGGACAAUCGAUCAGAGGGCGAGAUGGCGAAGACAGAGGCGCUGGCUGUCGCUGUGUCAUAUUAUGA
This is a messenger RNA of Neohortaea acidophila, 660 nucleotides long. RefSeq lists its product as uncharacterized. The record is from RefSeq and is a predicted model, not a curated record. Bases 1 to 660 code for a protein of 219 amino acids. Lineage: Eukaryota; Fungi; Ascomycota; Dothideomycetes; Mycosphaerellales; Teratosphaeriaceae. The transcript is spliced from 2 exons.